Molecule: messenger RNA, 3210 nt
Organism: Penicilliopsis zonata CBS 506.65
Lineage: Eukaryota; Fungi; Ascomycota; Eurotiomycetes; Eurotiales; Aspergillaceae
Exons: 3
Coding region: 1-3210 (1069 amino acids)
Source: RefSeq, a predicted model, not a curated record
AUGCUAGCUGCCCCGGGACACUGUCCUCCUCCAUCCGGCAUGGACAGUAGCAGCUUUGCGCUGCUGCCGCCGCUCAAACGCAAACGCUCUGAAUCCAGUAGUGACUCGGUCGCCUGCAUCGAUGCGCCGUCGGCUCUCAAACUGCGACACGUCGGCGCUGCUGCUGCUGCUGUUGCUGCCACCGCCGCUGCCGCCGCCGCGGCGACCGCUACUACUACCAAUACAAUGAGGACGACCACCAACACCGGCACCGCCGAUCAUCUACACCCAUCGCUUGCAACGACCCCAGAGUUGGCUUACACGACCACUUCUACGGAGACGUCGAUACCCUCAUCCAACAUGUCCCAUGCUUCGACAAGCGAUCGCGCUACCACCGCUGUCCCGCCCAGGGUGGAUCGGGACCGGCUGCGAGAGACCUUGGAAGCUCAGCUGAGCCUGGAGGUGCUCCUCAAGCACAACGAGCUGCGGUUGAUCGACCAGGAGAUUGCCAAGUGCCAGGUCGCCCUGGAACAGCUCCGACGCUGCGCCGAGAUCCCUUACCCGGGGUCCUCUGUGACGGCGGCCCUCUCGCAAUCCGUGAGCAGCGGUACCGGUCCGGCCGUGCUUCCUCCUGGAAAUGGACCAGCACCGCAAUCACCGGCACCCUGGGGUGUGACGAAUGGACCCUAUACCCGCCACUAUGCCAGGUGGUUGCUUCCUGAUCCUCGCUUUGACGGAGGCGAGGUGGCGCCUGAACUUCCUUUCGCCGGCCAUCCAUCGAUCCCGGAGGGCCGGUCGACUCGCGGAAACCCGGGCGAUAUGGGAUUGUUACUGGGUACAUCCCGCUCGCAGAGAGGCGCAGGCGGGGCGAGACUGCAGUCUCUGCCCAGUGGCUACCCAGCACCCAAGGACAAGGCAGGCCCGAUGAUCAUCCGACGAAAGUCGGAUGGUGUGAUGGUCAAGUUGAUCUGCCUGGACUGCCGGCGAGAUAAUUUCUCCAGCACCCAGGGAUUCAUCAACCACUGUCGUAUCGCACACAAUCGCAACUUCGCCAGCCAUGACGCGGCCGCUAUGGCUUCGGGGGAACCCGUUGAGGUGGACGAAUCUGGCGCGAUUAUUGGCGGCAAGGUUGAGCCCUCCUCCUUUUCCUCCUCUUCCUCCUCAAACAACAACACCAACACCAACAGUAAUGCCGCAUCUGCCGCCUUUGUUCACCCCCUCAUUCGCUCGGCUCGUGCCAUCGACUCGGGCUCCGCCUCUCAAGAGGUUUCUGCAGGCUCCACGCCUCGAAAGUCAUCUGAGGCGGCGGUACCGUUGAUCGCAACCCCGACCCCACGUUAUGCGGCUCAUCGAAAGAAGACCGCGAGUGCAUCUAUGUCGGCUAGUCACGCUUCAUCAUUUACUGCCUCUCCGGACGCUCCUCAUCUAUCGUCACUGAUGCAACUGCGCGGCGUCGGUCUGGAUCUCGGCCAGUUGGUCGGUGAGGCGAAGACGGCGGUCGACCUUGAUGCGUAUUCUUCGGCAGGCGAGGAGUCGGACGGUGAACCCUCGGAGCCCUUGGCGGAUUCAAAGAUGAUUGAUCAGACGCCGCUGCCGGUCAGCAGCCGAGGGAGUAGACAGCCGAUGAGGACAACCGUCGCUCAGACGUCAUCGCAACGACCUGACAGUCGCAAAAGACUCGACAGCCACAACCACAACAGCAGCAGCAGCAACAAUAACAAACCGUCUCAUCUGCUGGAAUCCUUGACGCCCCGUAGCUCCAUCCCUUACACGUCUCCCUACGGCCCAGUCUCACCGGUGACGGACCAUGCGCCGCCGCCUGGGCAUCUGGAGAAUUUGGCGCAUGGGGCGGACUUUAGCCCUCACACAUUGGAAUCGAAUCAAGCGCCGAGUCUGGUGAGCGACGACGAGGACGACUACGAGGCGGCGUCUGAAUCGGAAAGUCCGAGCCCGAGCCCCUCAGAGGCUGGGGACGAGGAUGACCGCCGGUUUGACGACAUCGAAGUCGAGGACGAGGACGAGGAAGGUAACACGACGUCGACCACGUCGACCACGAACCGCCACCCGCGAUCGCUAUCGAAGCCACUCAAGGCGCGCGAGGCCAAGAAGAAGGACGGUCUGAUCGCCGCUGCGUCGAUUGUCUCGCUGGGUCGCGGCAAGAACGAGCGGCGGGUGAGACCUAUCACAGAAUCCUUUGACCCAUCGAAGAUCAGUCUCUCGACCUUUCGGCGCCUGCUGGCUUGUUACCCGGGCACUGUGCGGGAAGUUUUCAGAAGCAAGGCGAAAGCAAAACUCGAACCCAGGGGCAAGAAAGCCAAAGCAGCAGCCGCUGCACAGAAGGAUAAAGUCCGGGUUUACUCUGACUCUGAAGAGAAAUCCAUCCAAGAUGCCAUCGAGACUGGCGUCAAGCUUGACGAGUGGCGAUAUGUCACAUUGCCGGCGCUCAUCAAGGAGAGGGGGUCUGGGGAAGAUGUCUACAUCAACAAGGAUGAACUGGUCAAGUUGAUUGAAUGGAAAGUAACACAUGGACACUUUCGUCCAACACUUGUCGGGAUGGCCAAGUCGAAUUCGGAAAUCACCGUUCGCAAGACUUCGAAAGCAGCCUUUGCGGCCAUUCCAAGCGACACGACAGAUAAGAACUUGAGACUGUCGUUCCCAAAGACAAGCAUGGAUACCCUCACCAAAGCGUUGCGAGGAGUCGGCCCCGCCACUGCGUCGCUGAUUCUCUCGGCGGGGACUGCCGCACGCGAUCCCGAACACGAGGUGCCCUUCUACAGUGACGAAGUGUACCUCUGGCUGUGUCUAGAAGUAUUCCCAUCCGCUGAGAAGGGGGAAGUGCCCGAAAGCGUAUCGAAGCACAAGCGCCCCAACGGAGAACUGUCCGUCAAGUAUAACAUGCCGGAGUUUUCUAACCUUUAUACUGCGGUGCAGAGUCUAAGGUCCCGACUCCAGAAUUCUCCAGAGGGUGAAGAAGAAGAGGAUCCAACCGUGUCUAUUCUGGACAUUGAAAAAGUGGCUUUUGUGCUUGGACACAUUGAGGUUGCGGGCUAUUUCCGUCCAGCAGUUCAGGGGAAAGGGGAGAAGCAAGAGGGGAAGCCCGAUGAGGAGAGUCGGGAAGGGGCUGAGUCGACUCCCACGACGAAAGAAGCACAACAGCUGAAACGGAAACAUGAGACAGAACAGCUGUCCGAGCGGGCAACCCGGCCAAAGAGGGGGAAAAACAAGCAUUGA